This is a messenger RNA of Epinephelus moara (kelp grouper), 3337 nucleotides long. Its product is annotated as pleckstrin homology domain-containing family A member 1-like. The record is from RefSeq and is a predicted model, not a curated record. Gene Ontology annotation, molecular function: PDZ domain binding. Bases 186 to 1469 code for a protein of 427 amino acids. Gene Ontology annotation, cellular component: membrane; cytoplasm. The transcript is spliced from 14 exons. NCBI's taxonomy places the organism in Eukaryota, Metazoa, Chordata, Actinopteri, Perciformes, Serranidae.
UAGCAGUAGCAGCAGCUCUGUCCUGGAUCAGUGGAGAUGGGCUGAGGCGGAGAGGACACACUCAACAACACCGAGACCGUUCAGUGUAGCAGCUACAGAAGGGAACCCACGGGAAUUCUUCCCGGUCCCGCUUGCCCCCUCUCCUCUCCCGGCCCUAGCAGGCCAGGGAAUGUCCCGGCGGCGAGAUGCCUUACGUGGACCGACAGAACCGCAUCUGUGGCUUCUUGGACAUAGAGGAGAACGAGAGCAGUGGCAAGUUCCUGCGUCGUUACUUCAUACUGGACACGCAGCAGGGAAGCUUGGUGUGGUUCAUGGACAACCCACAGAACCUGCCUGUUGGUACAGAGUGUGUUGGCUCCCUCAAGCUCACCUACAUCUCUAAGGUCAGCGAUGCCACUAAGCUGAGGCCUAAGGCAGAAUUCUGCUUCGUCAUCAAUGCUGGGAUGAGGAAGUUCUUCCUGCAGGCCAACGAUCAGCAGGAUCUUGUGGACUGGGUCAACGCUCUCAAUAAAGCCACCAAGAUCACUGUGCCAAAGUUGCCUGAUGGGCAGCAGAAUGCAGAGAACCAGAGGACUUUGCCGGACGUGGUAGGGCCCAAGAAACAAGUCUCCUAUAAGACGGAGAUCAUUGGAGGAGUCCCCAUCGUCACCCAGACACAGCACGACGGUGGCGAUGGUGCAGACAGAGCAGAGCGUGAGGCCAUGCAUCGGUCCCACAGCCAGCUGCCGUAUUUCCUGGGCAGGCCGACUCAGGAGCACACCGUCAUCAAGUCGGGCUACUGCGUCAAGCAGGGAGCUGUGAUGAGGAACUGGAAACGGCGCUACUUCCUACUGGAAGAAAACUCAAUGAGUUACUUCAAGUCAGACUUGGAGAAGGAGCCUCUAAGAAUGAUCCCACUGAAGGAAGUUCACAAAGUCCAGGAGUGCAAACAGAGUGACAUUAUGAUGAGAGAUAAUUUGUUUGAAGUCGUCACCACAUCAAGGACGUUUUACAUACAGGCGGACAGCCCAGAGGAGAUGCACAGCUGGAUCAAGGCAGUCUCAGGGGCCAUAGUGGCCCAGCGGGGGCCUGGGAGGUCUGCCGCUACAAUGCGGCAGGCCAGACGGCUGUCGAACCCCUGUAUACAGAGGUAUACGUCUCGAAUCGGGGAGUGCAGCAGCACUCUGCUGCAGCUGUGUACCUGUCUUAGAUGUGUGACAUCCUGCUUGUCUCUCCUCCUCCCUCCUGUUCGCUGCCUGAACACGGCGGCCGCUCCACUUUCUACCGCAGCCACGCGGGUCCCCCCGUCCCUCGCUCGCCCAUAUCUGCCAUGCCACCAUGCUACCCAGAGUGGGGGGCUGCUGUCACGUGCGGCACACGCUCGCAGCCUGGCAUGGGACAGCGAGCACUUCAUGAGCCUGCUGCCACGGCCCAGUCACAACCACACGCCAGCACGCCUGUCCCUGCAGGAGACGCGCCUGGCAAAGUGACCUGCGAGCCACCUGCGACCACCAUCGAUAGCUCUGAGGAGUCACCGUGGCGACGGCGGAGCAGCUUUGAGCCCCACAUGCCUGAACCACCCCUGGACCUGGAUGACGCUGACCUGCCAGUGAGCGAGGUCUGAGCCGUUGAACUGGGCGAUAACACUUGCUUAUCUGGUUGGAUGUUGACAGAGAUUCAGAGAGGAGACGGUGCACAACAGGUGUUUUUUUUUAAAAAAAAAAAAAAAAAAAAAAAGGGCAGGCAUUGGUUGUCAAACCAAAGCUGUUGGCGGAUGACAUUAUACAACGUCACAGACUCAUGUUCUGAGCUCCUCCGUCAGUGCCGUCAGUGUGCUAGAGAAACAAGUCUGGUCACCACUGAACUGCACUCAUGUGCCAAAGACGACCCAGUCUCCACCCACCACCACCUCCACCCCGCCUGCCUGCUGUCGCAUUUAUAAUGGUGUAUUUAUUUACUAAGAGUUGAUGUUGUCAGACAAAACUACAAAUUUUAGUCAACUUGUGCUGAUUAGGAUUCAGUGACAGAGCUUUAUUUUAACCUGUACAGGCACGACGAUGUGACAGAGGAUUUUUGUAAACCACUUUGUGCCAAGACAAAUAAGGGAGCUUUCAAGUUUGCAAACUAUUUCCUCUUGACUGAAAAGUGUGUUCAAACUGAGGACUGAUUUUUCAUCACCUCUUUUAUCUACGCAGUUAAACUGUGUGGUCCAUUCAUACACUCACUGUUGUAACCUUGGAUUUGUCUACUUUUGUUGGCUUGUGUAUGGGUCAAGCGUAGUCUGAGAUCAAACCGAAAGCAAAUUUUAAUUUUAAGAUUCUGGACAGGGGUGGGACAAGAUGCAAAAAAAAAAUCAAAAAUAUUUUUAUAUUAUGACCCAGCAUGUAUGAUAAUGCAAGACCAGUGUAUUGCAGCCACAUUUAAUCUGAUUUUUUUUAUUACAGUUAACAAAACUUUGGCAUAAAUUUGUCCUUAUUUUUAAGUAUAUCUAAGGGUUAAGUGUUCAAUCAUAUAAAGGCAUCCCCAGUGAGAUUUUAGCUUACUGUAAUUGACCACAAGCUAAAUUAUCUUACAUGUAAAUCUAGAGUGUUAGUCACAGUUAAACAUAGUACAGUGAGAGUACUGUGCAGAGGUGCAAAAGAUAGAAACGUAGAUGCUAUCACAGUACAUGCAUCACUCCACAGCCUGAAUCAGCCUCUUCGCAAACUACAUUUCAGCAUACCAGACUUUACGGACUCAAGUUUGGAUGAUGUGGGAAGUAAACAAGAAGUACAAGGAGUACGCUUGUGUGUGUUUUGUAAUUCAUAGUAAUAAAACCUUCAACAAUAGGGCUCUCUGUCAGUUCUAGAUAAGCUUCAUGUCCCCACGGACAAGGUAAUAACAUGGUAAUAAAGAUUAAUAUACUGUAUAAACCCCAUGCAAACAUUUCAAAUAAUUGUUUACCAGAAAAAAAAAAACCAAGUUCAGACAGUUCCGUUGCAUGUUAACAUUUUAAUGAUUCCUCAGACUGUCUUUCUGUUUUUAGUUCUUAUCUACGGCCGCUCUGUGUGUUGUGUGUGUGCAGGAUAGAGCUGUGUGCAGCAGAUUUAUUUUUUAUAUGCUUUUAGAUGUUUCUUGAUUUUAUCCCGUGUACGUGUGUUGCCGACCCAGGAGCAGGCAGCUGCCUCAUGGUUUUAUUUAAACAUGUCUCACUGUAGUCCUGCUAAAUAAUACACACUAAUCUUUUUUUUUAAGUGCCUGCUUAAUUUCAACCCAACCGAGUCGAGCUGUUUCACCCUCUUUCAGUCUGGUGUAAUUGGUUUGAAUUGUCUCUAUUUAUUAUGUGGAUGACUUGAAAGAAAUAAACACUGAAAAUGUG